AUGACUAAGCACACCUACAUGGAGGACCGAAACAUGGCGGAACCGGUGGGCAGCAUCCUGGUGGAGGAAACGGAGAAGCUCGUAGACACGUACCGCUUCGACAGCGCGGCAAGCGAAGGCCCCAAGAAGUCAAAGUCAAGUCAGAAGAAAGAUGGAAAGCACGGAAUGGCUUUCCACAAAUCGCUAGCUGUGGUGAACGUAGCUGCAGGGUUAGACGGAUGUGACGACCAGCUACUACCAGCAAGUUUCAGAGCUUUAGAAGCAGAUUUGAAUUUACAUCCAUCCUUAUUAGGGUAUAUCACCCUGGCGCAAACAUUAAUGUUAAGUUUGUUUAGCCCCAUCUGGGGAUUCCUCUCCGACAAGUAUUCGCGAAAGUGGAUGCUCGUGUUUGGCACAGCCCUCUGGGGAGUGGCAACAAUAUUGCUAGCCAACAUAAAUGAUUUCGCUCAUAUCAUAUUCUUUAGAGCAAUAAAUGGAUUGGCCUUAGGUAGUAUAGGUCCCAUCUCACAGAGUAUCCUAGCCGAUGCAGCGAAGAAUGAAUCGCUUGGGUUGUCCUUCGGAUUGGUACAGCUAUCUUCCAGUGUGGGCAGACUAAUCGGAGGGGUGGUAACCACCACAGUGGCAUUAAAAUAUUUCGGAGGAAUUAGAGGCUGGAGAUUGUGCUUCAUCGUGGUGGGCAUUCUGAGCAUUUUGCUAAGUAUCGUAGUGGCCCUCUUUGUAGAUGACGCUCCAAGACAGGUUCGAAAAAAGAAGAAGAUGGAGUACCUAGACGGGGAUGACAUAGAUGCAGGUUCUAACAAUGUUAGGAUAGUAACCCAAUACACGCAGUCAUAUCUACUGUACCAGAACAUCGUGGAGUUGCUUCGAGACAGCUUGUCUAAGAAAAGCAUCAUCAUCAUUCUGUUGGAAGGAUUCACGGGGACUAUUCCUUGGCUAGCUCUAAGCUUCAACACUAUGUUUUUUCAGUACUGCGGGUUGAGCGAUCUGCAGGCUGCCAUAAUAACGGGGUUUCUACUCAUCGGCUCCGCACUAGGUGGAGUUAUAGGUGGCCACUUUGGAGAUAUAAUGCACGACAUAUCAAAUAAGCAUGGAAGGCCGUUCCUUGGCCAGCUAGCCAUGUUUGGGAGAGUCCCUCUGGUUAUUCUAACCUACUUGGUAAUUCCACAAAGAAAGGAGAGCUUCGAAUUAUUUGCCCUUUCCUGUUUCUUCCUGGGGUUAUCCUCCAUUGCUGGUGUUGCUGUAAAUAGGCCAAUCGUUUCGGACAUCAUUCGCCCCGAUUACAGAGGCACCGUCUUCUCCCUAACGAUUGCCAUCGAGGGAGUGGGGGCAUCCCUCAUUGGAGCUCCGCUGUUUGGUUACCUAGCCGAAAAGGUCUUUAACUACCAGAAUAACAACUUACUGAUUGCGGAGAUGCCGGAGGAGUUGCGCAGGAACAACGCGGAGGCCCUCUCCAAAACGCUGCUCUACCUGACGCUGGUCCCCUGGCUGCUCUCCUUCGUCUUCUACAGCCUGCUCCACUUCACCUACGGUAAGGAGUACCAGAAGAUGAACGAGAUCAUUGAGAGUGAAUACAAGUACGACGACGAGGACGAGGAGACCGUGGCGGAGAAGUAG
Plasmodium vivax (malaria parasite P. vivax) is the source of this 1614-nucleotide messenger RNA. RefSeq names its product transporter, putative. The transcript has a single exon. The record is from RefSeq and is a predicted model, not a curated record. Gene Ontology annotation, biological process: transmembrane transport. The coding region runs from base 1 to 1614 and encodes 537 amino acids. Gene Ontology annotation, molecular function: transmembrane transporter activity. Lineage: Eukaryota; Apicomplexa; Aconoidasida; Haemosporida; Plasmodiidae. Gene Ontology annotation, cellular component: membrane.